AUGCGCUUCGGUUUUGGGUGUCUAGAACCGAAAGCAGCCAAAUUCUUUCAUUCGUAUGGACUAUUAGUAUCUGGAUAUCCAUUCAUUUUUCUGAUUUUUCCUAUAUUGGUCACUUGUUUUUUGGCGACGGGAUUGAUUGGAUUGGAACCUUUGAGUGAUGCUUUAUAUCUUUAUACACCUACAGAUGCACCCAGUAAAACGGAAAGAAGAAUAAUUCACGAUGCAUGGCCACUUGUUGAUGGAACUUUCGUAGCUGGAAGGGCGGUAACUCAGUCUAGAGAAGUUCAAGUUGCCGUGGUUGCCCGAAACGAUGGAAACAUUUUGGAAAAGGUGUUUUCAGAAGAACUGAAAUUAAUGGAAUCUUUCAUCCGAAACAAUAUUACAGUCGAAUUCAACAAUCGUACAUGGUCAUUUGAUGAUUUAUGUCUAGCUGGUCCAGAUGGAAGAUGCUCGGUGAAUGACCAUAUUCAAUUGGUUUCUCGUCUGUAUCAUCACGGAAUCAAUAUCACUUAUCCAACUGUUCGUCUAGCUGAUAAAAGUGCAUACAUCGCAUCGGCUUUGGGUGGUGUCAAAUUGGCAAAAGGAGAUGAUAAUGAGAAUAUAAUAGUUAGUGCAUCUGCAUGGCUCCUGAUCUAUCAAUUGAAGUUUUAUCCAAAUGAAAUUUCAUAUGUCUCUGGAUUAUGGGAGAGGGAAUUCAAAGAACAAAUGGACAGUUAUAAGGAUCGUGCGAAGUAUAUUUCGAUUUCAUACUUCCAUUCUCAAACAUUAUCUGAUGAAUUGAAAAGAAAUGCGGAAAGAUUAGCACCAAAAUUCAUUGGCGCAUUUGUCAUUCUUGUCUGCUUCUCAGUGGUUUGCUCAAUCGUCACAAUCAAAGGCUCAGCCUAUAUCGAUUGGGUUGUCACCAAACCGAUCCUCUCUGUCUUAGGUUAG
Molecule: messenger RNA, 930 nt
Organism: Caenorhabditis remanei
Lineage: Eukaryota; Metazoa; Nematoda; Chromadorea; Rhabditida; Rhabditidae
Exons: 7
Coding region: 1-930 (309 amino acids)
Biological process (GO): molting cycle, collagen and cuticulin-based cuticle; endocytosis
Cellular component (GO): cytoplasmic vesicle membrane; plasma membrane
Source: RefSeq, a predicted model, not a curated record